Messenger RNA from Girardinichthys multiradiatus, 3920 nucleotides. RefSeq names its product chondroitin sulfate synthase 1 (gene chsy1). The transcript is spliced from 3 exons. The record is from RefSeq and is a predicted model, not a curated record. The coding region runs from base 438 to 2837 and encodes 799 amino acids. Lineage: Eukaryota; Metazoa; Chordata; Actinopteri; Cyprinodontiformes; Goodeidae. Gene Ontology annotation, cellular component: Golgi cisterna membrane. Gene Ontology annotation, molecular function: glucuronosyl-N-acetylgalactosaminyl-proteoglycan 4-beta-N-acetylgalactosaminyltransferase activity.
AAACGCGCUUGGGUCAAACCAGUGUUAAACCCUUCGAGAUCAGCGAUCUGGAUUGUCAGACAUUCCAGCUACUGUGUGGGAGACGAACCAGACGGGAUCCGCUGCUCCGAGCUACAAUGAAACCCGCUACCUGUGUCGCUCAGCGGUGAAUCCCGCUGCGGUGGAUGGUGGUGGGCUGCUGGAUGGUCGCAGGGAACGGCGGCGGAACGCGGGGCUUCAGGUAGCGGCUCAAGGAGACUGCUGCGAUGCUACGUGGGCAUCUGGAAGAAAAGCGCUUUUCUGCUCUGAGACGCUGUGUGUGAGCCGCUGGAACACCGUCGACCCGGCUUUAGCUGGUGUAUUUUAGUCCUUGGAUUUAAUUUUUUUAAUAUAUUUUUAGGGAACCGCUGUUUUGGAAACGGUGAGCAUUUUACAACGAGCUGGUGAAGUUUUGGGGAAUGGCAGGUCGAAGUCGAAGAGCAUGGUUUAGUGUUCUGCUGGGUCUGGUUGUCGGCUUCACGCUGGCUUCCAGGCUCAUCUUACCCAAGGCGACUGAGCUGAAAAGAGCCGGACAGAAGCGCAAAGCAAACCCCGCCGCCUGCGGGCUCAACGGGGGUCUCAGAAAGGAACACGGAGGAGCACUGUGGGCACCGCAAGCGAACGGCUCGCCCACGACCGAGAAGCCGGACUCCAGCUCCAAAAAUUUCCUGUUCGUCGGCGUGAUGACGGCACAGAAGUACCUGAACAGCCGAGCCCUGGCGGCACACAGAACAUGGGCACAAACGAUCCCAGGUAGGGUUGAAUUCUUCUCCAGCGAAGGUUCCGAUACCUCAAUUCCGAUCCCGAUUGUGGCUUUGAAGAAUGUGGAUGAUUCCUAUCCACCUCAGAAGAAGUCCUUCAUGAUGCUGAAGUAUAUGCAUGACCAUUACUUGGACAAGUAUGAGUGGUUCAUGAGGGCGGAUGAUGAUGUCUACAUCAAGAGUGAAAAGCUGGAGGGCUUCCUGCGAAGCCUCAACAGCAGCGAGGCCAUCUUCCUGGGCCAGACGGGCAUGGGGGCCCGGGAUGAACUUGGGAAACUAGCCCUAGAACCUGGGGAGAACUUCUGCAUGGGGGGCCCGGGGGUCAUCAUGAGCCGGGAGGUCCUCAGGAGGAUGGUGCCCCACAUCCGGGAGUGUCUGGAGGAGAUGUACACCACCCACGAGGACGUGGAGGUGGGCCGGUGUGUGAGGAGAUUCGCCAAGGUCCAGUGUGUUUGGUCCUAUGAGAUGCAGCAACUCUUCUAUGAGAACUACGAACCAAAUAAGAAGGGCUACAUACGAGAACUCCACAACAGCAAGAUCCAUCGAGCCAUCACCCUCCACCCCAACAAGAAUCCUCCCUACCAGUACCGCCUGCACAGCUACCUGCUCAGCCGCAAGAUUGCAGAUCUGCGCCACAGAACCAUUCAGCUGCAUCGAGAAAUUGUGCAGAUGGGGCGGUAUGGGGCAGCAGAGCCUAGCCGAGAAGACCUCCAGCUCGGCAUUCCUCCUUCAUUUAUGCGCUUUCAUCCCCAUCAACGAGAGGAGGUCCUGGAGUGGGAGUUUCUGACGGGGAAGUACCUGUUCUCAUCAUCCGACAGCCAGCCGCCCCGCCGCGGUAUAGACUCCUCUCAGAGGCAGGCUCUGGAUGACAUCAUCUUGCAAGUUAUGGAGAUGAUCAAUGCCAAUGCCAAAACACGAGGCCGAGUCAUUGAUUUCAAAGAAAUCCAGUAUGGCUAUCGAAGGGCCAACCCCCUGUAUGGAGCAGAAUAUGUGCUGGAUUUGCUUUUGUUGUACAAGAAGCACAAAGGAAAGACCAUGACAGUUCCUGUGAGGAGACAUGCUUACCUUCAGCAGACGUUCAGCCAGAUCCAGUUCAGAGAGGAGGAUGAGAUGGAUGCCAGGGCUCUCGCAAGCCACAUCAAUCAGGAGUCCGACUCUCUGUCAUUUCUGUCCAACUCCCUGAAGAUGCUGGUGCCUUUUAAGCUCACUAAUUCAGGACAGGACCAGAGGGAGCCCAAAGAAAACAAAGUCAACAUCCUGGUACCUCUCUCAGGGCGCUAUGACAUCUUUGUACGCUUCAUGGCUAACUUUGAGAAAGUUUGUUUGAUCCCCAACCUAAAUGUGAAGCUGCUGAUUCUGCUGUUCAGCACGGACAACAACACUGAGCGGGUCAAGCAGGUUGAGCUGAUGAGAGAGUACCAUAUGAAGUAUCCCAGGACUGACAUGGAGAUAAAGCCCGUUGCCGGCUCCUUUUCAAGGGCUCUGGCUUUGGAAGUGGGCUCUCUGCAUUUCUCCAAUGAUUCCUUGCUCUUCUACUGUGAUGUGGAUCUUCUCUUUUCCAGUGACUUCCUAAAGCGAUGUCGGACCAACACCGCCUUGGGAGAGCAGGCUUACUUCCCUAUCAUCUUCAGCCAAUACGAUCCCAGGAUAGUGUACUCUGGGAAGGUCCCAAGCAACAACCACUACGUCUUCACCUCUAAGACGGGCCUGUGGAGGACCUAUGGUUUUGGGAUCGUCUGCGUCUAUAAGGGAGACUUGGUCCGAGCUGGGGGCUUUGAUACCUCCAUACAAGGGUGGGGUUUAGAGGACGUUGACCUCUAUAACAAAUUUGUCCAGGCAGGGAUCAAGCUGUUCAGAAGUACAGAUACAGGGAUAGUACACGUCCACCACCCGGUCAUAUGUGAUCCCAACCUGGAGGCGAAGCAGUACAAGAUGUGCCUGGGCUCCAAAGCUUCUUCAUAUGGCUCCACUCAGCAGCUUUCCGAGCUCUGGCUGGAGAAGAACGACCACGGCUUCAGGAGGCUGGCCAGCAAUAACGCUUCGGUCAGGACAGCAUGAUGAAAAGAAAUUGUUCGUGUUCACUUCUGCUUUAUAGCUCAGUUUUCAUCAUUAUUUAUUUUUACUGCAAUGAAAGAUUUCCUGUUGACAUAAUAAGGCCAUUUUACUGUAGGCAGCCUGGGCUCGUGUUCUUGAUCAUAGAAGGGACGUUAGUUGAAAUUAAACCAAAUGUGAGGCUCUUCUACACUGUGAAAUGUUCCAUCAGUACAGUGGAAAAAGGCGAGGACACAGCAGUUAUUUCUGUGUACCUCAGGAAAGUACACAGUCAUGCUCUUUAAAUAUUCUGUUUGUCUUGUGUGUACUUCACAGUACUUGGAGCAGAAUUCCCCUCCUGAUUAGGAAUGUUUACACAAGGCCGAGCCUGAACAUGAUCCAACUGAAACUCCAAUCAGAGCUCGAUAAAAACCAAGGAGCUGUUCAAUUACACUUCUUUAAUUUACAGUGUCUUUUUACCGGGGUUCUUCUUUGUUUUGGGUUAGAUGUUGUUACACUGUCACUGUUUUCCUUUUUUUAUAUAUAUCUUUCAGUUUAUUAUUAUUAUUUUUGUAAACCCUACUGCUGGAUUCUGCAAUUCACUAUGUGUUGUCUAAUUUAUUGAAUUUGCAGGCUGUUUUCUGCCUUCUGAUUUUUGAACAAUGUAUAUUGAAAAGAUUGUAUAACCGCAUCAAUAGUUGUGAAAUAGCCUUUUGUUUCUUCUUCUUUGCCUACCUAUUUUUAAACUUAUCACCAAAGAGUUCUGCAGUGUGCUUUAGAUGUCAUGUUGCCUGCGUGCGUGUGUGUGCGUGUGUGUUGGAGUAGCGUUCUGCAGGUGCAAACAUAAGGCCGGCUGUAUGAUGGAGUAAAGGCAAACGCUCCAUCUGUCCCAGGCCUUUCUAACAAUCUGAAGUGAGGGCUGCUCAGGUCGUCAUACAGCAUAAUAAAAUGGGAGCAGAGCUCUUGUCGGCCAUCUUAAGUCACACAUUGCUGUUCCUUUUUAUAAAUGACUUUGUUGAAAUAAAGUGUUGUGGCUCAUUCCUGCCCAUGUGGGUGUGUCUGCAGUUCAUGUCUGUUCUUUUGCAAUAUGAAAUAAACACCUAUGUUUGA